AUGAGUUGUGCUUCGGAGUCCACUUUUUUGCAGAUGAUGCAACUGAGAAAUGACUCUAUUGAAUAUGAAGGGUGGGCUCAAACCUUUCUCUAUAUUGCUGCUAAGCUGGGGUACGUUGAUAUUUUUGAAACUUUCGUGAACCAAUACGGUGGAAUAAACUCUCUUGUGGAAGGUACAACUCCAUUUCAUAUCGCUUGCGGAUCGGGAAAUAUCGAUGUUGUUCACAGUGCGUUUGAGAUGGGUGGAAACUUCAUGACAUUGGAUUCCCAGGGCGAAACACCUUUGCAUGCUGUUGUAUGGGGCGAGAUUCAUGAAAAUUGGAACAUUCGUGCAACCCUGAGAUAUCUCAUUGGAAAAGGAGCGUCUCUCCUAACAAAAACAAUAUCCGGAAAGUCACUGCUCCACCUAGCAGCGGAAGUGUCAAAUCUCCAGGCAAUAGAGUCGCUGGUUGGUAUUGAGAUGCAUUGCAAUAUUCUUGACAAUUUUGGAAACACGCCAUUGCAUGCUGCUUCUAACACCAAAGAGCUGAAUGGCCCAUUGGGACACAAACAUCGUCUCGAUCCAAUGCCAUUUUACCACCCGACACUUCGGCGUCGAGUAACCCAAAUUGAUUUUGGGGAUUUUUCGAAGAUGUCGGGGGUUAUUCUCAAAGGUCAUUGUACAGAAAUCGACGGCCUCAAAUUCUUUAAUCGUCAAUCUAAACCGGAUGAACGGGGCAGCGAUGAAGCAGUGCGAUUGUUAUUGCAAUAUGGAGCUGCGGCAAAUGCGAAGAAUAAUGACGGUGUGACACCAUUACACCUGGCGUCUAGAUGUGGGAAUUUGCCUCGAAUGGAGGCGCUUUUAAGCAAAGGAGGAGAUCCUAAUAUCAAAGACAAUGCAGGGUGGACAGCUAUCCGAUAUGCUAUCAGCGCUAAUUCGGGGCCUGCAGUGAAGCUCUGUCUAGAACAUGGUGCGGACACAAGCCAAAGUGUGCCGGUUUCCUUGGGCCAAAACGUCGAGGAAGAAUUGACAAUUCUGGAACAUAUCAAGUUUAUGCGUGCUACUGAACUGUUGUACAUUUUGCGAAAACACGAAAAUCCAGAUAUUCCGGAUGAAACCAUUGAAGGGCUUGAAAUUUUGAAACAUUCAAGCGACUUUAAGUGGUUACCUGGAAGAGAUAGGGAAAGGGAGAAAGAAGACAGAAGACAUCGUCAUGAAGAAUGA
Messenger RNA from Penicillium mononematosum, 1203 nucleotides. Its product is annotated as ankyrin repeat domain-containing protein. The record is from RefSeq and is a predicted model, not a curated record. Gene Ontology annotation, molecular function: protein binding. NCBI's taxonomy places the organism in Eukaryota, Fungi, Ascomycota, Eurotiomycetes, Eurotiales, Aspergillaceae. Bases 1 to 1203 code for a protein of 400 amino acids. The transcript has a single exon.